ACCUCCCAAUCAUCCUCAUUCAGUUACAAGACCAGGAUCAAAACACUCUUUUAACACCAACAUGGCUGACGAACAAGCUGAGCUGAAUCGCAUUUUCAAAAGAUUCGACUUGAAUGGUGAUGGCAAGAUCUCUGCAGCAGAGCUGGGCGAUUGCUUGAAGACUCUCGGCUCAGUCACAGCAGAGGAGGUCAAGCGCAUGAUGGCUGAGAUAGAUACUGAUGGUGAUGGAUCCAUUUCAUAUCAGGAGUUCUUAGAUUUUGCUAAGGCUAACAGUGGCCUGAUGAAGGAUGUUGCUAAGAUAUUUUAAUCUUCCAACAUAUAUCCUUUCCUUUUCUUUGUUGUUUUUACUUAAGAUGUGCUGUAAUCUAUGAUUGUUUUAAGGCAGCGGCAAGUCUAAAUGAAUUUUGAUUGACACA
Messenger RNA from Populus trichocarpa (black cottonwood), 416 nucleotides. RefSeq names its product polcalcin Syr v 3. The record is from RefSeq and is a predicted model, not a curated record. NCBI's taxonomy places the organism in Eukaryota, Viridiplantae, Streptophyta, Magnoliopsida, Malpighiales, Salicaceae. Bases 62 to 307 code for a protein of 81 amino acids. Gene Ontology annotation, molecular function: calcium ion binding. The transcript has a single exon.